AUGCUCCUACGUAGAGCUUUGAUUUCCUUCAGACCGCAUAUUGCUCGCUUGAAGCACACAGGUGUUGCUUUACCGAAAGACGACGACUACGAUCUCCUUUCUCAGGUCUCAUCUCAAGGAGACUCCAUCCUUCCCUUUAACAGAAAACGCCAUAGUGAGAGUUUUGGUCAGCUUGUUCGUUCUGAUGCUCGAACACAGAGCGGGGAUGUCAAUGAUGAACACCGCAAGUACAUAAGGCGACCCGAAGAUCCGGCAGUGUCAGACUACAAGGACCCAGACGGUUCUUACAUCCAAGGAAAGAACUCAGAGGAAGCUAGACUCCACCCUUUAACACUACAAGGAAAAGCAGAUCAUUCUGUGGUGAAGCUUCCAUCAGCUAUUUCUAAGACCAUCAACAACAAUAUACUCAGCGCCAGAGUGCCUAAUGUUGUGAGAGAACGAGCACAGACGAUAUAUCAAAGUUUGGACAAGGACCAGAUCCAGGAAGCUCCAGUGUCUGCCCUAGAUAGCGAUGCACACAUUGCGGCAUUGUUUUUACAAGACUUUGCUAACGUCAAGAAAGUCUUGGGAGAACUUCAAAAGAGAGUAGGUGUGGAUAAGUUUAACCCUAAAUCUGUGCUCGAUAUUGGGUAUGGGCCUGCUACAGGCAUGGUUGCACUUAAUGAGAUCAUGGGAGCCGACUUUAAGCCAGAAGUCAAAGAUGCAUACAUCGUGGGAAGGCUUAAUAAUGAAAUGAAAAGAAGAGCCAAACUCAUCUUGUCUCGUCAGCCUUGUGAGGUCGACGACAGGGAUACUCUGAAAAUAGUGGGAAAGGACGAUUAUGUGGGUCAUAUCGAUACUCGCAAGCUCAGAAUCAGAACCAACGUCAGAGACUCACUUGCGUCUUCCAAGAAAUACGAGUUGAUAAUUGUCAAUCAAGCUCUCCUUACGCGCAAACACAGCUUUCCUCGUGAUGUUGAUCUCAACUUGGAAAUGGUGUUGGCAGCACUCAAGCCUGGUGGUCAUUUGGUGCUUUUGGAAAGAGGUAAUCCUCUUGGAUUUGAAAUCAUAGCCAGAGCGAGACAAGUAAUGCUCCGCCCGGAAAAUUUCACACAUGAAAGUGGCAAGAUUCCUCGUCCAUACAUUCGUGGAUCAAAGCCAAAACCACUGAAGCUUCGAAAGGAGGACCAAAUGGUGACAGAGGAGCAGGUGAAGCACGAAGAAAAGAUGUUGAUGAAGGCUAUUGAGGAAGACGGCUUGAAUGUGGAUGACGUUGACUUGGAGAAGCAUUUGAACGAGAAAUAUGGCGAGCUUUCUGAUGAAGAUCUCAGGUUUGAGUUUGAGGAUGAAUUAGAGAAAGUAAGCUCUCUGGCGCAAUCCGAAAUGCCGGACUAUGCCGGUGUUGACUAUCAUCUCAGUGUUGUGGCACCUUGUCCUCAUCAUGGUAAGUGCCCACUCCAGCUAGGAGAUCCAGUAUUGUACAAGGUAAGUCACCACAAACACAGGUUUGACUUUUGCGCCUUCGAUAAUGUCUCUGAAAGACCAAAAUAUACUAUGGAGCUCAAAAAAGGCAAGCGAUUGGCUACACCUUGGGAGAAAGCAGACAAGUUGACCAAAAGUGAACGCAAAGCACUCGAAGGCGGUGGAAGACCUGGUAGCAACAACACAGAGCUGGGAACUUACUCUUAUCUUAUCAUGCAUCGUUCUCUCAACGACAAGGAAACGAUCAAAAAGAUUGAAGCAGACCGUGAACAUGCCUCAGAGAGCAAUGUUGGGGAGAGUAUGGCCACCUGGCCCCGUCUUAUCGGAUUCCCAGCGAAAGUCAAGAAGAACGUCAAGUUUAAUGUUUGUGCACCUCUGGGAAAUAUUGAAACGUGGCAAGUUCCUAAGAGUUUGGGUAAACAAGUAUAUCACGAUGCUCGGAAAGCACGCCAGGGCGACUUGUGGCCAUUGGGCAGAAAGACCUUUCAGGUAAGAAAUAAGUUCUCUGAAGAGGGCAUGGCCAGGUUAAAGUCAUUGGCCAAAGCACAGCGUAAAGUUGUGUUGAAGGAGAAGAGGAAGAAAGAAUGGAAGAAGAGAGAGGCAAGGGAUCCUGCUCUUCUUGAAGAAGAGAGCGACUCAGACCCUUAUGCUUUGAACGAACUAUACGCCUCUCAGUUCGAGUCAACAAAGAAAUACCGUCAACAGACGAAGAAAAUGGGGUUUGACACCUAG
This is a messenger RNA of Candidozyma auris, 2193 nucleotides long. It is a transcript of the gene RSM22, whose product is annotated as mitochondrial 37S ribosomal protein RSM22. The record is from RefSeq and is a predicted model, not a curated record. Lineage: Eukaryota; Fungi; Ascomycota; Pichiomycetes; Serinales; Metschnikowiaceae. The transcript has a single exon. The coding region runs from base 1 to 2193 and encodes 730 amino acids. Gene Ontology annotation, cellular component: mitochondrial small ribosomal subunit. Gene Ontology annotation, molecular function: methyltransferase activity; structural constituent of ribosome. Gene Ontology annotation, biological process: translation.